AUUCUGUACCUAUUCUGUGGUCAAGUCACAGUAUACUUCUGUCGUCCUUCUGUUGUCAAGUGUCAGUUUAGUAGAGACUGGAGAAGAAAAAUAAUUUGCUGACAUUAUAAAACAAAGAAAUUAUGAGACUAUUUUUACUGUGAUUAUAUCUGUACAGAUAACCAAGUACAUUGAUUUCAGUGGAUUUAUUCACGUGAUAAUCGAAUGCUGCCAGUAGCUUUCAUUUAUCGAAUUGAAAAUGGUUGAUAAGGAUGGCAGCAAAUCUGUUAACUAUGGUGACAAUAAUACACACACAUAUGAGACUGUACAGAUGACAGACAAUCAUAGCAGUAGAGACUGGGAUUCUGACCAAGAAUCUCCCGAUGAUAACGAAGCAGUAUGGAUGGACGUGGAUUUGAAAGGAAGUGUUGACGAUGGACUUGGCACAGCGGCACACACUCUUUCGUCCAGAAAUUGCUAUCACUAUCGAGGGGCUUAUCAGAAAUCGCCAUUCCAAUAUGUUCAGAAGAAAGGUUUCUCAAGAUACAAGCACUCACUCAGGACACUCAUACCGGUUCGACUCAAACCGAAAGAAAAAGAAAAAUUGGAUGUCGAUAGCGCAGGUCUCUUGUCAUUCAUAACGUUCAGUUGGCUCUCGAAAUACAUGUACAGAGCUUACAGGAAAGGGCUGGAUUUGGAUGAUAUUCCCGAAGGAUCUCCUUAUGAUAGUUGUGAUUAUAAUUGUCAAAGACUGGAAUCGUAUUGGAGUGCUGAAGUUACUAGGCAUGGCCCAAAGGAUGCAUCUCUUGGCAGAGUGGUAUGGAAAUUCAUACGAACUCGAGUGAUUUUUGCUUCAAUAAUAUUCGGCUUCAAUUUAUUAUCUGGAUUUAUUAGUGUUACAAUCUGUUUACGAUCUCUUAUUGUAUUCGCUGAAAAUGAAGACGCUCCAAUAUCGGAGGGUAUAAUGUGGGCUGUACUAUUGACUUUAAACGAAAUACUUCGAACCAUUUUUUAUUCGACAACUUGGGCUAUCAGCUACAGGACAGCAGCUCGUCUACGCUCAGCUUGCCUUGCUUUGCUGUAUAAAAAAGUUAUUCGUCUAAAUUCACUUGGAAGCAGUUCCAUUGGCCAACUAAUCAAUAUCUUCGCCAAUGAUAGCCAACGAAUAUUUGACAUGGUCCUAUUUGGACCUAUGAUAAUUGGUGGACCAGUAACUAUGACGUUGGGAAUGUUGUACAUUGUAUGGCUGCUUAGUCCAUGGGCGCUCAGUGGAAUGCUACUUUUCAUCGUAUUUUAUCCAGUGCAGGUGAGACACUUUCAACGCUUUCCUUCCAUUCAUCUUGAAACCCCAAUCUAUUGUAAGAAGAUUGAGUGCAAAUGCCAAGAUCUAUUGGUAUACCAGGUAUCAAACUAUCAAUAUGAUUAUGUACUAAUCCCUAAUCCCUUACCAAUAGAAGAUUCUUAUAUUAUGCAGUCUAUUAUUUUUCCAGCAAUACGCAAAAAAGAGAUGAGACUGCUGCAUUUGACAGCUUACUGCCGCAGCUUGACAAUGUCUCUGGCCACCACUUUCCCAAUUGUAUCGGCCAUAACAACGUUCCUCUCUCAUCUAGCCGCAGGAAACAACCUCACAGCUUCACAGGCUUUUUCAGUUCAAGGCUUGUGCUUGAAACAACUCAGAUCGGUGUUGAGCAACAUUAACCUGGGCUGGAAAACUAUCAUUGACGGACUCUUAGCAAUGGACAGAAUGAAGGCUUUCCCGUUGAUAUCAAUGAUCGCUGCCCACUUUCGGGUCUCACUCAACCAACUUCGCAUCGCCAUUGAAAAUAUCAUUGAUUCAAAAAUAUCUCUUCAAAGAUUCCAGAAAAUACUUAUUAUGGAUGAAGUGAAAACUAAUAUUGGUCGUUCAAUAAACAAGACGCAAGCCGUGUGCAUUGCCAAUGGUUCAUUCUCGUAUAAUUCAUCAGUACCUGAAGAUGAACAUAACAAAAACAAAUCUUCAAGUAAAAAGAUUAAAUACAAUCCUAAAGAUAAGCACAAUGGGAUGGAAAUUCAGAGUAACAACACUGAUCAAAAGGGUCAAGUGAAUGUUCUAACUGGAAUAAAUUUCAGUGCUGCUAAGGGACAUUUAGUUGGUAUUUGUGGUCAUGUCGGAUCUGGGAAAACAUCUCUACUGCAAGCUUGCCUUGGCCAAUUGAAACUGACGACUGGAAGAGUUUAUAGAGAAGGCUCGUGUGCGUUCGUGAGUCAACAGGCCUGGAUUCAGAAUGCAACUCUGCGAGAGAACAUUCUAUUUGGAGAGAAAUUUGUACCAUCUCGAUACUGGAAAGCACUGAAUGCUUGCGCUCUCCACGAUGACGUGAACUCACUGGUUGGUGGAGAUGAGACGGAGAUAGGAGAGAGAGGCAUGAACUUGUCAGGAGGCCAGAAACAGCGAGUUGCUCUGGCUCGGGCUCUCUACGCUGACAGAGACAUAUAUUUCCUGGAUGAUCCUUUGAGUGCAGUUGAUGCCAAUGUGGGAGCUCACCUCUUCAAUCAUUUGAUCCUAGAGGCUUUGAAGGAUAAAACUGUUAUCCUUGUUACUCAUCAGAUACAGUUUUUGAAUAGAUGUGAUGAAAUCUACGUGCUGAAAGAUGGGCAGAUCGUUGAAAAGGGAACUCACGAACUAAUAGCCAUGGAUAAGGAAUAUGCAGCCAUGGUGAAGACAUGGGAACAAUCGCACCAAGAAUCUCAUGAAUCCAACAAUAGCAAAGACGAUGAUGGUGAUAUUAAUCUUGACGACUCCUUGGGAGCAGUUAAGAGUGAGUCGAUGAAUAAUGCAAAUAACGGAUCUUCAUCCUCAAAAGCAAAAACUAACGGUACAUCUGUGGAGCAGCUAGGAGUACUGACGAAAGUGGAGAAAGUGGAGAAAGGUUCGAUAAACGUGGACACUUACCUGAGCUACAUGAAGGCGGCCGGCGGCUAUUCGCUGUCGUUGCUGCUCAUUCUGAUCAUGCUGCUCAACAUCGGCUGCCUCACCUUCAGCUCUUGGUGGCUAGCCUUCUGGAUCAAGGAAGGCAGUGGGGGUAAGCAGAUAACUGUUGGAAAUGAUACCAUCACUAGCUCAAAUAUUCUAGACAACGAUAACUAUACCUUUUACAGAAAUGUGUAUGGUGGUGCAAUCGGUGUCAUUAUGUUGAGCAAUUUGGUUCGAAGUUUCGCUUUCUCCAAGAUUACUUUGACUGCUUCAAAAAAUCUGCACAAUCAGUUGUUUUCAAAAGUGUUGUACGGUCCAAUGGUCUUCUUCGAACAGACUCCAGUCGGAAGAAUUCAAAAUUUGUUCGCCAAAGAUAUUGAUGAAGUUGAUGCAAGGAUUCCAGAUACGUUAGAAAGUUUACUUCAAGAUGGCUGGAACCUUAUUUUUGCCAUUUUGACUAUUUGCUUGGUAUUCCAAUGGUUCAUCGUACCUCUAUUCAUCUUAUUGAUCAUCUAUUACUCUGUGACUAGAAUCUUCAGGGUGGCAAUAAGGGACUUGAAAAGGUUCGAGAAUACCACUAGAUCGCCAAUUUUUAGUUCAAUCUCAGAAACUGUAUCUGGGCUGGAUACAAUUCAUGCAUUUGAAAAAGAAGCAGAAUUCACUAGAAAGUUUUCAAAAAUAUUUGAUCAGAAUACGACGUGUGUUUACAUGUGUUGUAUUGCUAUGAGAUGGCUUGCAUUGAGGAUUGAUUUUUUAUCAGUGAUUGUCACUGGUAUAACAGCAACGUUUGUGAUAGUAUUCCACGGUCAAGUUGCGCCAGCCCUGGCAGGGCUUGCCAUUGCCUAUUCAUCCACCAUCAGUGGCAUUUUCCAGUACACCAUACGACUGUUGGCUGAUGCUGAAACCAGAUUCAUAUCCGUCGAACGCAUAAUGGGAUAUGUUCAUUCCUUGAAGAAAGAAGGUGGCUAUGGUGUUACUUCGAAGCCCCCUGACGAUUGGCCAGCCAAAGGAUCAAUCAAAUUCGAAGACGUGUGCUUACGCUAUAGAACUACUCUGCCUCUCGUACUCAAGAAUAUAUCAUUCAAAAUUCGCCAUGGCGAAAAAAUAGGUAUCGUUGGCAGAACAGGCUCAGGGAAAAGUUCGCUGACUGUGGCGUUGUUCCGCCUGGUCGAGUUGGCCAGUGGAUCGAUAUCCAUCAACAAGGUCAACAUCGCUUCCGUCAACCUAGAUCUCCUUCGACAGAAAAUUUCCAUCAUACCUCAAGACCCAGUGCUCUUCACGGGGACAGUCAGGAGUAAUCUUGAUCCGUAUGGAAAAGCAACGGAUACUGAACUGUGGCAAGUAUUGGAAAAGACUCAUUUGAAAGAGCGAAUUUCAAUGGGAUCUGGAGGAUUGGACUCGGACGUGGGACAGUCUGGCGACAAACUGUCAGUUGGCGAAAGGCAACUACUGUGUCUUGCUAGAGCUCUACUAAGAAAAUCAAAGAUUCUAGUUCUGGAUGAGGCUACAGCAGCAGUCGAUCCUGACACAGAAGCAGCCAUUCAAGGCACAAUCAAUGGGGAAUUCGAUGACUGCACAGUUCUGACCAUAGCACAUCGCUUGGUCACUGUCAAAUCGUGCGAUCGCAUCAUCGUGAUGGACGAUGGAAUGGUAGCCGAAAUGAACACCCCUUCAGCUCUUCUAGAUGAUCCGAAUUCGAGAUUUUCAAAAAUGAUUGAAGCGGCUAAAGAGGCAGCUAAAAGUGAGAAUAUUUCUGUAAAGUGAAGUUGAUGCACUCGUUUGCGUUUUUUUUUCAUUUUAUUAUUAUUGAAACCACCAUGUCUCUGUGAUAUUUUGUUUCUAUCUAAUGUCUGACUGAGAAUGAAAUUCAAUAUAUUUGAACAUUAGAAUAAUGUGUGCUUUCAGGUUCAUUUUCAUAUCAUUGCAGCUUUUCCAAACUUUAUUCAUUGUUGAUAAUUUCACUUAGCAGCUAUUUUAAAACUUAUAAGGGCUGUCAUAAUGUAAAUAUUGUUUUGUUAUCACAUAAUAAUUCUAAUAUCUAGUUUUGAGUGAAAUCUUUAUCUAUUUAUGUUAAGACUGUAAAAAAGAUACUAUUAAAAAUUUAUAUUUAUGUUAUGGUGCACAA
Nilaparvata lugens (brown planthopper) is the source of this 5057-nucleotide messenger RNA. RefSeq names its product multidrug resistance-associated protein 5. Gene Ontology annotation, molecular function: ATP hydrolysis activity; ABC-type transporter activity; ATP binding. Gene Ontology annotation, cellular component: membrane. Gene Ontology annotation, biological process: transmembrane transport. NCBI's taxonomy places the organism in Eukaryota, Metazoa, Arthropoda, Insecta, Hemiptera, Delphacidae. The record is from RefSeq and is a predicted model, not a curated record.